Molecule: messenger RNA, 3225 nt
Organism: Cyclopterus lumpus (lumpfish)
Lineage: Eukaryota; Metazoa; Chordata; Actinopteri; Perciformes; Cyclopteridae
Product: ceramide synthase-like
Exons: 7
Coding region: 569-1477 (302 amino acids)
Biological process (GO): ceramide biosynthetic process; lipid homeostasis
Cellular component (GO): endoplasmic reticulum; membrane
Molecular function (GO): sphingosine N-acyltransferase activity
Source: RefSeq, a predicted model, not a curated record
ACAAAAUGCAGUGAAGUGACUGGUGCAAAUCCCUCGUCAUGACGCGAGCUGCUGUCUGGACCUGUAGGAAAGAGCUUGCGCAGCAGUCCACCGCGUUGAGUCAACUGCGAGCCCGAGACAGCGGCUUCUCUGGUCUGCUGCUGCGAGACAGACGAGAUGAUAUAGCGACUGGGACGAGCUAACGUUACCGUGACACUUGGAUCAGACCGUGGCGUUGUGUUUUUUCGACCCUUUUUACUUGGCUAUUUGCUCAAGCUUGCUUGAAGCAGGCCAGUCACCAAUGCUCUCAUUGAGCCACCCUCCCAUAGAUGUCAAUCUAACUUGCUGCAAGCUAGCGUUAGCUCGCUGCUGCUAUCCGUCAGACACUGAAGUGGCCACAUAAACAUGCGGAUCAUCGAGGCGGAGACCCCGGGGACAUCUCUAACGUUAGACUCUUUGUGGAGGACGCGAGUUUUCGACUAGCCGCCGAUUGGACUCUGCAAAAUCUUUGUAGAGGGGGAAAGAGCCACAGAACUCAAGGACCAGAUUGCCCGUUGAACUUUUUGCCUCGGGCAGAUUGCCAGGGACCAUGCUGACCAUUCUAGCUGCUGGGUCUGUGUUCUUUCCAGGCCUUUUCCUUCUGUCCAAACAAUGCCUAAGGUCGAUCCCAGCUCUGAGAUGGAGCGAAGGAGAUGCAGUCAUUGUAUCUGCCAGGUUGGUUUCAUCCAUUCAGGCAGUCAUGGCUUCUUCAGCUGGCUACAUCAUUGCUUCUUCCUGCGAGGACAUCCUGGAGGACCAGCAUUGGCUGACUAGCUCUUACAUCAUGUUUGCUGUUCCCUACUUCGUGUAUGACAUCUACGCAAUGUUCAUGUGCUACUGGUACAAGCUUCGGGUCAAAGGGCAUGAGGAGGCCUCGGCAGCACCUCAGCACAUGAGCACAGCAUUGACCAGCUACUUGCGUCGCGAGUUCCUCAUGGUGCUGCACCAUGUUGUCAUGGUCACCGCCUGCUUCCCCGUUUCUGUGUUUUGGCGACAAGGAAAGGGAGAUUAUUUCCAGGGUGUAUUGUUCAUGGCUGAGCUCAGCACUCCAUCUGUCUGCUUAGGAAAAAUACUCAUCCAGUACAAACAGCAACACACUCUCCUGCACAAAGUGAAUGGGGCUCUUAUGCUGAUCACUUUUUUCAUCUGUCGAGUCCUCCUCUUCCCUUACCUCUACUACGCCUAUGGAAGGUACGCGUCAAUUCCCUUCCACAUGGUUCCCCUGUCGGUGCCCUGGCACUGUAACCUUGGUGCUGCUCUGCUCAUGGCUCCCCAGCUCUAUUGGUUCUCCCUAAUUUGCAGGGGCGCCCUGCGACUAUUCACGGGCUCCUCCCGCUCUCAGAGACCAGGUGCGGCCACAGGCCCAGCCAAGGAGAGGCAGACGGAUGGAAACGCACGGCCCCAGCCGGCCAACGGCUACAGUACGUGCGCCUCAGAGCCUGAGCUGGCCACUCACUGAGAAGAGUGGAGGGGAGGGAAGAAAGGCGAAUGUACCAAUGAGUAUGUAAAGGAAAGAAAGCUGUGAGGGAGAAGUGAGACUUGAACCAAGUAGCAAUAUGAAGAGAGCUACAGACAACGGCCUCAACAAAUUGCUGAAAUGUUUGUGGCCAGCAAUCAAGCUCCUAACAGCGAAAUGAUUUGGUUGCUGGCCUUCAAGCACUUCAGCUUCUCAGUUUGUAGGAAACAAGUGGAGUGUUAAUGCACUCAGUAUUUAAAGAUGUCAUCUGGUACUGUGACAGAUAGGAACAUGCACUGACCUGAGGAAUUUGCCUGGAUGUAUAGCAAGCAUAGGUGGCUAUUUCCCUCAUGUAGAUCAAAUUCAGUCCUCUCUGCCUCACGGUAUAGGAAGAGUAGGAAAAUAGGAAUGUAUUAUAUUGUAUGUUAGUACAUUUGCUGUAGAUGGAAGGCCUAUUUCAGUUUAGUAAUGAAGAAGACCUUCAAAAAAGAAAAAAUCCCGGCUAAGCAGUAUUUUGACUUGUUAGUGUUUAAUAUCUGUAUCCUCUAUGUAGUCACUGUCACUCUAACAAAAUGUAACCAACCUGCAGGCUGACUCAUCUUUAGAAGGGAGAUAAUCUCAUAAGACUGUAUUCUGCUGCCUUAUCCCUUUUCCCCAUUCUUUGGCGUUUCUUUAGGUUUUUUUAAAAACAUUUUUUAUCCUCGGAGAAGAAGGAAGAGGCUUCGUCGGACAGAACAUUUUUAUGGGUGUACAUAACCGAUGUAAAAAUGUCCUUAUUUCCAAUUCAGUAUUAAGUCAAUUUUGGGUUUUAUUUAUUAUUUAUUAGGUUUUGUCUCAAUUCUACAUCUGAUGUUUUUACAGGUGUUUUUGAACAAUGGAAUUUCAGCAUUAACACAAAACAUUUCACUGUUUGCCCCAAACGUUCUGGCAGUGCUUCUUGUUUCAGAAUAGAUAUGACUUCAUUCCAUUUAAUAGUAUCACAAAGUGUGUUUAGCAUACAAGGAGGUGAUGCACAGUAGCAGUCACUUUUUAAAAUGUUUUUUUUUUUUUUUAGAUUGGUGCGGAUAUAAAUCUAAAAAUAUCCAUUUCAUUGGCUGGAAUAUUUCACUAAGGGAUCCAUAAGAUUUGAGCAUUUAUAGCUUUGUCAGAGGACUUUUCAAUUUUGCCAUUUGAAGGGAAACAAAAGUGAACAAUAAUCUUGUAGGGAAGCGUUCCCUUAUGAUAGACAUGCAGCACAUUUGUCCGUGGCAACUUCAUUUGAUGUCCCUCAUUUACCAUUAUUUAGUUCAUGAAUUGUUUCAAGCCUUUCUGAUUUUAUGAAACACUGCCUUUUAUUUGAGCCACUGGUUCUAUGAACCUCCGAUGAACUAACUGGCUAGUUUUAUCAUUUUAAGUUUGUUUAAAGCAGCUUCACUGUCCUAGAAAUGGGUAAAUAAAAAUAAAUAAAACAAAGCUCAGAAACUAUCAAGACAGGGCAGCGUGUGCCAAAACAUCUGGACAACUGGGCAUGUUGAACAUCCAUUCCCAUUCCAUGAACUCCUACGGUACUGCUUCUUGACAAGACUAAACAUUUCAACUGAUGUACUGUAUAUUCCACAAAAUGCUCGUUAUUUAUUUGUACUUAUUUAUUUAUUUAUUUGGUUUGUGGUUUUGAAUGCAUAUUUAUGCAUACAUAUACUAUAUGCUUCUGAGCCUUAUGUGAAGGCUGUAUUGUUACUCCAACUUAGCUAAAAUAUACUUCUCUGUCCUGA